This is a messenger RNA of Salvia miltiorrhiza (redroot sage), 1286 nucleotides long. RefSeq lists its product as uncharacterized. Lineage: Eukaryota; Viridiplantae; Streptophyta; Magnoliopsida; Lamiales; Lamiaceae. The record is from RefSeq and is a predicted model, not a curated record. Gene Ontology annotation, biological process: methylation. Gene Ontology annotation, molecular function: nucleic acid binding; protein-lysine N-methyltransferase activity. The coding region runs from base 222 to 974 and encodes 250 amino acids. The transcript has 4 exons.
AGGUUUUGGGUUUGAGUUUAUCGUGACAUUUUUAGAUUUUUUUUCAUUUAAUUAAUAAUUUCUAGGUAUAGCUGUUGGGAUUUAAUUUUGGUAAAUAAAAAGAAAAAGAAAAACUACACAUGAGUUAACCUCAGUGUUGGGGAAAUAUAAACCAUCAGAUUCCAAACUCGCCGUCACCGAAACCCCAAUAAAACCUCCACUCUUCUACCCUUCGCCGGAAAAUGAUGUCUGCCGACGAAAACCUCGUUAAAGAACCCGAAGCUUCCGUAAACGACACCGUAGUUGUCAAUGGCAUCAGCGGAGACGAAGAAGACGAUAUUCCUAUGUUGAGCUCUCACGCUCUGGAAGCGCUCAAAGAGUUCCUUGCAGAACAGAACCAGGCUGCUGCCGCCGCCGAAGAAGCCGUAGACGGAGACGGGGAGGAGGUGGCGCUGGUAACAGAGGACUGGCGGCUCAGCCAGUUCUGGUACGACCGCCAAACUGCCGAAACCAUCGCGGCUGAGGUCGCCGCUCUCUCUGAAACGCUCCCUUCACCUCGCGUCUCCUGCAUUGCUUGCCCUACUCUUUAUGCCUAUCUCAAGAAAAUUAUUCCAGGAGUACCAGCGCAGCUUCUCGAGUAUGAUAAAAGGUUCGAGCAAUAUAGGGAUGAGUUCACUUUCUAUGACUAUAACCAACCUGAGGAUCUUCCGUCGUCGUUGAAGCAUUCAUUUCCAAUUGUAGUGGCAGAUCCUCCUUACCUGAGCAAGGAGUGCUUGGAGAAAAUUGCGGAAACUGUUAAGUUUCUAUGUAAACCAGGAGAGUGUUACCUACUAUUACUUACAGGUGAGGUGCAAACAGAUUUGGCUGCCGAGCUUUUAGGCUUGCGUCCAUGUGGUUUUCAACCUCAGCACUCCAGCAAACUUGGCAACGAGUUUAGGCUUUUCACCAGCUAUGAUCCUGGAGCAAGGCUUGGUGGAUGGCAACACGAUAUAUAGGACCUUUGUGAUGUCAAGGUUGUGGUAGAUGAUGCUGCUGUUGUUGCUCAAAAUCUACUCAGAGUUUGACCGAGCUAUCCAUGAUUUUGAGCUUAUUGCACUGUAUGUACAGCUCAUUGAAGAUUGAGUGGAAUCACAUGUAAGACUAUACUUAUACUUUCUAAUCGGGAGACUUUUCCUAAGUUCAAAUUUUGCAGGCAUUUGAAGUUGCUAUGGGCAAAGUUAAUUGCAGUCGACUGUUAGACGUCUCUCUCUCGUGUGUAUGUGUGUGUUUGUAUGAAUGCAAUGAAGAAAAGGGAUUGACACUGGACA